Molecule: messenger RNA, 3432 nt
Organism: Bufo gargarizans (Asiatic toad)
Lineage: Eukaryota; Metazoa; Chordata; Amphibia; Anura; Bufonidae
Gene: MFAP3
Product: microfibril associated protein 3
Exons: 3
Coding region: 250-1305 (351 amino acids)
Source: RefSeq, a predicted model, not a curated record
GCCACGACCCGGAAGUGAUCUGUCAGCGACGUCUUCCGGGUAGCGUCAGCUGGGCCUGGGCGGAGAGGCUGUGUGCGAAUGUCGCUGCAGGAAGGUCGGGGAUUACUGUGAGUAACGAGCGGAUUACGGCUACGGAAAGAUGGUGGAGAAGAACAAGCCGCACCCUUUAGCAACCAAUGAGAGAUCUGGUUAAGACUCCUAUGCCUGGACUGUUUGUCGUGGAGUACAUUGCUGUAUUUUUAUGAACAGAUGGAAAGAUUUCAUUGCCGUGUCCCUCCCCUGCCCCUCGUCCUCCUCCUCUGCAGCAGCCUGGCAGGAGGGCUUUCCAGUGCCCAAAUCUUACCAAAUAACACUCAGCCGCUGAGCCUCCACAAUGCCUCCUUACAUGCCCAGCUGCAGAUCUCUGCCAACUCUCCUGCACACCGGGACCAGAUUGCCAAGGAGGGAAGCAGCACAGUGAUAGAGUGUAACCUUAACGCCAGUCAGAAUGGGGACGUGGUGUGGUUUAAUUCUAAAGGGCGCCCACUGGAAGAGGUGGAAGGAGGAGGAAAAUGGUUGAUCUCCUCCAAUGGAGCCCUUAACAUCACCAGUGUGACAUUUGCUGACCGAGGGCGGUACACCUGUAUGUGUUCAGUUGGAAAUGCCACCUCCUAUUACACCGUUACCCUCCGUGUGACUUACACAUCCGGUGAUAUGGGCAUUUAUUACAUGAUUGUCUGCUUGGUGACCUUCACCAUCACCCUUAUCAUGAAUAUCACUCGGCUUUGCAUGAUGAGCAGUCACCUUCGAAAGACAGAGAAAGCCAUCAACGAGUUCUUCCGUACAGAAGGGGCUGAGAAGCUUCAGAAAGCCUUUGAGAUAGCAAAACGGAUCCCAAUUAUCACCUCAGCUAAAACCCUGGAGCUGGCCAAGGUGACACAGUUUAAAACCAUGGAGUUUGCCCGUUAUAUAGAAGAGCUAGCCAGAAGUAUUCCCCUGCCUCCACUCAUCUUCAACUGCAGAACUUUUAUGGAAGAAAUGUUUGAGGCUGUACGGUUGGAUGACCCUGACCAGGUUGAAAAAGAUCACGUGGGUGGAAUCUACACCAUCAGUUCAGGUAUGAACCGAAGUGGAUCUUCUGCAGGGGACUCUGAAGACAGCUCUGUCCAAGGGCAGGAGAUAGCCGUGAAUGUGUCUGUUCAUCCCCAGUGUGAAACUCAGAGCAUUAACACCAACCAUUCUCAGGAGAGUGCCCAGCAAGCCUGCCUGGAGGAGGUUAUUACUGUAGUGGAUCAGGAGGACACACCACCCGAAACCACUGCAUGACCACCUUAACCCUAAAACUUGUUACAAAGAGUGUACAUCUUACAGUCCACAUCAUUCUUUCCAGUGAUUAAGUAGCUGUGCCAAGCCACCUUGUUACAGGAUUUAUUAUAGUAGGGUAUCCCUACCAGUAGCAUCUAGUUUUUACUGUCUGGAACUAAUACAUCGGGAUGUGGUUUUCAUCUAGUCCUAAAGGGGUUGUAUGAGAUUAGAGAAAAAGUGCUGCUUCCUUCCAAAACAGUGCCACUCGUGUACGCAGGUUGCGUCUGGUAUUUAAACACACACAUAUAAUGUAAGGUCAUAGUUUAUUGAUAGAAAUUCAUACAGUACAUAAUAAAUAUCAGGAUUACAAUUAGCAGCAGAACAAGAAGUGGAUGGGAAAGUACUGAGGAAACGAUCUUACGCCCGCUGGUAAAAAGACAUUACUUUUGCCAAUAUGUUUCCCACAAUAAAAGCACGCAGAGCUUUGGGGACCGGGUACUGCGGAUGUGCUAGCGGCCAUCUAGCAACCCAUGUCCUCAGCUCUAUUCACAAAAUCCCGGUGAUGGGUUCCCUUUAAAGGAUUCAUCCCAAGAAAACGAUCUACUGGAUAGGUGAUAAAUAUCGGAGUGCAGGGGGUCUUACUGCAGGAAUGCUCCGUAAUCUCAAGACAAGGGUUCCCCAAAUCCCUUCUCUGAAUAGCGUGGUAGUACGUAUGUCAGUCCACUGCUCCAUUCUCUUCUAUGGGACUGACUGAUGUGGUAGACUUCUAGCAGAGGCAGGAGCUCCUAUAGCACAUUGCUGCACUCGCUCCACUAAAGCCUGGCAUACCCUAUUAGUGAUGGGCUCUGCAGAGCUGGUACAGGCAGGGGCAGCGAUGUGUGCUCUUACCUGUACUCAGCUCACCUGGAGCCCAGUGUAUGGACCCCAAAGUACAAUAGGCUCCUGACCUUCAGUAGAAAUAUUCUUUUUAUCAAAUUUCUGUAAACGUUUAAGCACACUUUAAAUCCGACAAUCUAAUGUCUAUAACUGGGAUCCGCAACCUCUGACGCCCCAGCUGUUCAGAAACUACAACUCCCAGAAUCCUCCUUUCACUUCUAUGGGAAUUACGAGAACAGCCGAGUAAGUAUGCAUGCUGGGAGUUGUAGUUUCACAGCAGUUGGCGUGCCGGAGGUUGCUGAUCCCUGGUCUAUAAUCUGAAACGCACACUGACCUAAUUCUGUAGAAAGUUAAUUAAGCUCGACAACAUCAGUAAGAGGGCGGAUGGAAGUUGGGUGAGGCCGUACAUUCCAAAGGUUUGUUCUAGGAAAGACAAAAAAAAAAGACGGAGAAGAGAAAAUGUUAUUUGACCAAAGUGUGGUGGUCAUGUUUGGAUGAUAUUGGUUCCUGGUGUGGUAUCGGAAUACAUUCCUCCUGUAGCGUUUAUAAGGGGUCCUUUCACACACAGGCGUCAGGGCCAUAGAACACAGUCAUCGGUCAGUUUCACACACGCGUGUUUGGUCUGGAAAAUACAGUUUGUGUAACGGUCACGUUUCCUGUACCGGCCACUACUUGAUGGACCCAAACUCACUGCAUCCCCGCCUGAGCAGGGAUCUACUGUUUGUACAUAGAUGGUUUUGGAUGAGCUGGGGUCAGUCCGAGACACAGACGCCAUUUUCCAGGCCGAACACGUUAGUGUGAAACUGGCCUAACAGACAUUUCCCUUGUUGCCCUGAGGAGACUGGUUAUUCUGAUCUAAAACCUAUGUUACUCGAAGAGAUGUUUCAUUCAAAUCAUGCUUUAACAAAUAUGCACGCUUUUUCAAAUUUUUUGUUUUAUUUUUUGCUUCAAAGCAUCUGAAAUAAAAAGAAAAACAAGAAAAGAAAAUUUGCAAAUUUUGAUUAAAAAACUUCCUUUUUUUGUACAGAUACAGUAGAUGCAUCUUCAUGGUUAUAGGUCAUCGAGAAGGAUCAGACCACACAGGGUUUGUUUGUAGUCUGUAUCCAUGGAGAUACAUAAAUCUGUAUUAUAGUUACAAGUCUUUUGAAAUUUUUGAUUAAAAAAAAAAUCAAACUUUUUUAAAUUUUAGAUGCAUUAGACACUGAUGGCUAACCUCCGGCACUCCAGCUAUGGGGAAACUACGACUCCCAGCAUGCUCCAUUCAUUUCUAUG